AUGCGUCUGCGUCUCAGCUACCGCCCUGUCAAGCAUAUCCCACCCCCCGUCCUUUGUCUUCUUCGUCCUGCUCGUGCGCCGUCGCCCCUGCCGUUGCAGACGCACUGCUGGACGCCAUCGUGGACCUCUGCCACUGCCCCUGCCGCUCUCACUUGUCGGAAUCGCUCUCGUAUCCCGCCCGCUCGCAAGCUUCUCGACGAAUACCCUCGGCUGCUGGACCUUGAAGGAUCCCCAGCCCCUUUCCUUAUUGCCCUGGUCCUUGACCUCGAUACGCCGGGUACCACCACCAUGCUGCUGCCCGCCUGCGCUGCCCGCACCGCCCGCAUCGCCUACACCGCCUGCGCCACUUGCACCACCAUCAUCAUCAUCCCCACGGACCCCACCUCCUCCUCCUCCUGGCCCUGCCAUCAACGCCGUACGCUCAUGCGUAAGCGGCACCUGCACGCUAACGAAGCUUUGAUCUGCGCCUUCGCCCUCUGCCCUUGUGACCCUGUCCGUCGAGUCGCUAACCCGACGAUUCUCCCUACCACGCCCCACCCUCGUCCCGACCGCGCACUCAGAGUCCCUCCUCCCCCCUGCCUCCCCUGCCUGCCCUAUCUCGACAUCACCGGCCAUGGCCGACACUUCACCGGGUACAGCUGUACCCGCAGCGUCACCUUCGCGCGGAACUCGCUUCCGCGUUGCACCACGUGGCCUGAUACCGUUCACGAGUACACCAUCGUCCACUGA
This is a messenger RNA of Geosmithia morbida, 729 nucleotides long. RefSeq lists its product as uncharacterized. The transcript has 2 exons. The record is from RefSeq and is a predicted model, not a curated record. The coding region runs from base 1 to 729 and encodes 242 amino acids. NCBI's taxonomy places the organism in Eukaryota, Fungi, Ascomycota, Sordariomycetes, Hypocreales, Bionectriaceae.